GACAAGAUGGCGGGCGGGAGGCAGCUGGACUCUGGAGCCUGGGUGAACGGCGGGCCACAUCGCGUCGCUUUCGCCGGCGGCUCCAGUCGCUGGUGAACCGCCGCCCCAGCAAGCCCACCCCCGGGGGGGAGGCUGUUCAGCGCCCUCCCCCCUCCCGGGUCUCAGUGAGGGACUGGAGCCCCGUGUUUGUGCUGAGACCGAGAGGCGGAGAGAGGGAGUCUUUGUGGAGAGCGGCUAGCGGGCCGGAGCCGGCGGCUCGCAGUCAGCCAUGUAUUUCCUGAGCGGCUGGCCCCGGCGGCUCCUGUGUCCCCUCAAGGGUUCGGAGAAACCGUUUUACAUCCAGUCCGACUCGCGGAGACUGAUAUUCGCACUCCUGUCGCAGACGCAGAUCAGCCUGUGGUACAGCAGGCCCAGUGUGUUAAUUGUAAGCUACAAGGAAUCUGCAAAGGCGGCUUCACAGUUUGGAUCAUAUGAAAAGACAGAAUGGAAGUCCGACAGCAGUAUGAUCGCAGUUGCAACUGCAAAUGGAUACAUCUUGCUCUUUGACAUUGUGUAUUCAGGACAAGAGAAAUGCUUAUAUGAACCAGUAUAUCCCAAAGGAAAUCCAAGAGUGAAAGUAACUCCAGGUUACAAGGAGGAACAGUGCGCUCCAUCCCUAACUGUGGAGAUGAAGAAAGUGCUUGAUUUCCAAGCAAAAAUCACAAGUUUGCAGUCCAUGCAGGAUGAUUUGGUCAUUGCUACUAAUGAUGGGAUACUCCAUCUUAUUCACUGGGAUGGUUUGACAAAUGGAAGGAAAGCCAUUAAUCUUUGUUCAGUUCCAUUUUCUGUAGACCUACAGUCUUCACGAGGCCCUUCAUUAGAUUUUGAAUCCGUACAUAUCAAAGAUAUGGAAUACUGUGCAACCCUUGAUGGUUUUGCUGUGGUUUUUGAUGAUGGUCGGAUUGGCUUCAUUACUCCUGUAUCCAGUAAACUUACAGCUGAGAAUUUGCAUGGCGUGUGCGCACAAGAAGUUACUGAUGGUAUUUGUGUGGCAAUAAACAACAAGUACAAAUUAAUGGCCUUUGGGUGUGCGAAUGGUUCAGUUUUAGUUUACACAAUGGAUACAAGUACAGGAGCUAUGCAGCUGUCCCACAAGUUGGAAUUAACUCCUAAACAUUACCCUGAUAUUUGGAACAAGACUGGGGCAGUGAAACUGGUUAGAUGGUCACCUGAUUGUAGUGUUACUAUGGUAACAUGGGAAUGCGGAGGCUUAUCCCUGUGGAGUGUUUUUGGUGCUCAUCUAUUUUGCACACUCGGUGGAGAUUUUGCGCAUUAUUCUGAUGGCACUAAAAAGGAACCAAUGAAAAUCAGCUCUAUGAGCUGGGGUGCUGAAGGCUACCACCUUUGGGCAAUUUCCAGUGAUAGUACACAACAAAUGGGAAGUGAUCUGGAAAACAAAAGUAUAAUACAGCAAGCAGAAAUUCUGCAGUUCCAAUUCAUCAAAAGCGCUUUAACAGUCAACCCCUGCAUGAAUAACCAGGAGCAAGUACUUCUACAAGGAGAGGAUCGACUGUAUUUGAACUGUGGUGACACAUUACAAAAUCAAAAUUCAAGUACCGCAUCAGCAAAUUCAGGCCAUCAGCCUGUCAGGGAAAAGAACCCUUUGUAUAAUGACAUUCUAGUUCCUCAGGGUUUAAGCACUUUAUUAGGACACAGGCACUGGCAUGUUGUACAGAUCCAUAGUACCUAUCUAGAAAGUAACUGGCCAAUAAAGUUUGCAGCAAUAGACCGGCUGGGUCAAUGUGUUGCAGUGGCAGGCAGAUAUGGAAUUGCACACUAUGCUUUGUUUACGAGGAAGUGGAAACUUUUUGGAAAUAUUACCCAGGAACAAAAUAUGGCAGUGACUGGUGGCUUGGCAUGGUGGAAUGACUUCAUUGUUUUAGCCUGUUAUAAUUUGAUUGACCAACAAGAAGAGCUGAGACUUUAUCUCCGGUCAUCCAACCUGGACAACGUUUUUGCUCAUAUUACCAAAGUGCAAUCGGAGACCUUGUUAAUAAAUGUCUUCAGGGACAUGGUAAUAUUGUUCAGAGUAGACUGCUCUAUCUGCUUAUACAGUAUUGAUCGGAAAGAUGAUGGCCCUAACCCCACUGCCAAUGUUCAAGUCCUGCAGGAGGUAUCCAUGUCACGUUACAUCCCACAUCCUUCACUCGUAAUAUCAGUAACUUUGACCUCUGUGAGAACAGAGACAGGCAUCACCUUCAAAAUGCCACAGCAGGCCUGUGCUGCAGAAAGCAUUAUGCUUAAUUUAGCAGGCCAGCUUAUCAUGCUACAAAGGGAUCGAUCAGGUCCUCAGGUACGAGAGAAGGACAGCAUUUCCAAACAAAAGAAGCUGCUUCCAUUCUGUGCUCCAGUGGUACUUGCCCAGUGUGUUGAAAAUGUAUGGACUACCUGCCGAUCCAACAAACAGAAGCGUCAUUUGCUGGAGGCUCUCUGGCUUAGUUGUGGAGAAGCAGGAAUGAAAGUCUGGCUCCCGCUUUUUCCUAGAGACAAUCGCAAACCACAUUCCUUCCUUUCCAGACGGAUUAUGUUGCCCUUCCAGAUCAAUAUCUAUCCCCUGGCUGUCCUAUUUGAGGAUGCUUUGGUCCUUGGUGCAGUGAAUGAAACUGUUCUGUAUGAUAAUUUAUACGUGCAUAACAAUGUAAAAGAACCUUUGGAAGUCCUAUUCCCUUUCUGUACUGUUGAGAGGACCUCCCAAAUCUACCUCCAUCACAUUCUUCGCCAGCUCCUGGUCAGAAACCUUGGUGAACAGGCUCUGCUCCUCGCUCAGUCUUGUGCCACAUUACCAUACUUUCCUCAUGUACUGGAACUGAUGCUUCAUGAAGUCUUGGAAGAAGAAGCUACCUCCCGGGAACCUAUUCCUGACCCACUGCUUCCAACUGUGGCAAAAUUCAUCACUGAGUUCCCUCUGUUUCUGCAGACUGUAGUUCACUGUGCGAGAAAGACUGAAUAUGCCUUGUGGAAUUACCUGUUUGCUGCUGUAGGCAAUCCUAAAGAUUUGUUUGAAGAGUGUUUGUUGGCACAAGACUUGGACACUGCUGCAUCUUAUCUCAUCAUCCUACAGAACAUGGAGGUCCCUGCAGUUAGCAGGCAGCACGCCACACUGCUUUUCAGCACAGCCCUGGAACAAGGAAAAUGGGAUCUUUGCCGUCACAUGAUCCGUUUCUUGAAAGCCAUUGGUGCAGGGGAAUUGGAGACUCCUCCACCAACUCCUACCACUCAGGAACCCAGCUCAACUGGAGGCUUUGAGUUCUUCAAACAUAGGAGUAUUAGUUUUUCACAGUCAGCAGAAGGUCUCAAUGCAGGCAAAUUUAACCUGCAGAAGGCAUUAAGCAUGCCUUCUGGGCCCUCAGCCAAGAGGUGGAGUAAAGAUGCUGACAGUACUGAAAAUAUGUACAUAGAUGAGAUGCUUUGGCGUCAUGCACGAAGACUCCUGGAAGAGAUGAGGCUAAAAGAUCUCAGCAGCUUUGCUGCACAACUCGGUUUUGAGCUCAUAGGUUGGCUUGGCAAAGAAAAGACUCGGGUGGCACGAGUCGAGGACUUUGUUAAGGCUUUAAAAAGACUCCAUAAUGAUUUCCUUUGGCCAUUUCCUGUUAUUCCUUCUAGUUGUUUAGUAAAUUCACCAUUCAAAAAUGGCAAAUACAAAACAGUUGGAGACCAGUUUCUUAAAUCACAGUCAACUGAGACUUUUGUAAACAGUGAUUUGGAGACUGGAGUCAUAAAUGUACGUGGUAGCCACAUCUGCCUUAGCCUCAACACUGCGCACACACAAAUGGAUUCUGGCUCAUUACAAGGACCUCAGACACAAGAUGCAAUUCUGUCACCUUUAUUUUCUAAAGGUGAUGAAUGCAGCAUUGGAUCAGCUACUGAUCUGACAGAAACCAGUUCUAUGGUGGAUGGUGACUGGACUAUGGUAGAUGAAGGUUUUUCCACGCUCAGUCUUACACAGUCUGAGCUAGAAUAUAUAUCAAUGGAGCUGGCCAAUAAAGGCCCUCACAAGUCGCAGGUUCAGUUAAGUUAUCUGAUGCACAUUUUUAUGGAAGCUGGCUGUUUGGAGUGGUGUAUAAUUAUAGCACUAAUUCUCCGAGAUUCUGCAGUGAUAUGCCAGAUAAUCAAUUCAAUCCAACACUCCGAGGUUCCCAUGGAUAUUUUGCAGGGCGUAAAAGACGGGAUGCUAGCUGUGGAUGGAUGGGCUUCAGCAGACUGCCCUGGAUACAAGCCAUUUCUGAAUCGCAUAAAGCCCCAGCUGCAGAAAUUGGAUGAGGUCACGGAGGAGCAGAUUCAGCCUGAAGCUUUUCAGCCUUUGAGCCGUCUGAGCACAUCAAAGGCAGUGGAGCCCCCCAGCCCAUGGGCCGAGGACAGUAGAAAUACUGCAGGUCUUGUUAAUAGCCCAAGCGAUGGUGGUGGCAGUAUCAGCAGGCAGGAAGAAGAUGGCCAGGGAGAGGAGGAAGAGGAACAACCUGAGGAUGAAGGGAGUUACGAGUGUUCUCUGUCAUGAAUGUUUGUUUUCAGAUAGCUGCAGCCCAAACUUUAAAAUGGCAAAUGAAUCACUGGUGCCUUGCGUCAGUGUUGUGCACAUGUCUUACUACAUACUAGUGGAGAAUUUUCUCACAUAUAGAAAUAAAACAUUAGCCUUUAUGUUUCACACUUCCAAAAUAAAAGUGACGUUUUGGUGACUGAAGAAGACACUUGCUGGUAUUUUCUGGCAUGUAUAGUAAGUGACCCCAAUCCUGAGAGUAUCUCUGUAUAUACCAGCGUUAUCCUCCUGUGCUCCCUGACAUAAUGAAAUGCAACAAACUGUAAGAUUUUCAGAAAAAUGAAUUAAUGAUGGUGAAGAUUUCAUGGAAAAAUAAGUUUCUUAAAGCAGUUAUUUUAUUGCUGCAUUUGUAGGUAAUUAAUUCUGUACCACUGGUGCCUUCGCAAGAUACUCCAUUGUGCUUUAGGUGUGUUUGGAUAAAACCUCUGUUCUGGCAUGAGUGAGGGAGUCUUGCAAAGGUGCUCUCUGGACAGAAGAGAAUUAAGCGACCCAAAUUUGCGUUCAUUUUUUUCAGUCCAGAGAGCAUUAUGGAUGGAUGCUGUUCAAAACUACACAUGACUUAGGUAAAAAGGCAAGAUCCAGUAAGAUUUAUUCAGUGACAGUGUCUUGAGGGAUUGAAUGGCUGAACAGUUGGAAGUGCUGUAAUGUUUUGGUGUUUGAAUAACUAAAUUUUUAAGCAAGUAUGAAUUUUGAGUCUAAAUAUAACUACGUUCAUCUGCCAUGCUUUUUCUGUGUCCAUAGUGGCUUAGAAAUUCUCCCAAGGCUCAGCCAUCAUAGAAUGCAGUAAUCCUAGAAAUACAUUUAACCACAAGACAUCCUCUGUAGCAUCCUGUAUUUAAACAUUCUCAAGCAUGUAGUGAUAACCAAGUCUAGUGAUUUGUCACAGGAACAUGUGAAACAGAGCAGUUGCAAAAAGUCAUGGAAAACCAUGGGAUUUAGUUUGAGAACAGUGUUACCCCCAGUUAAGUACACAUUGCUUUUAUUUUUGCAAAAAAAGUUUUUUCACUGUUAUGAUGAGUGCAUUUGAAAGAGAGAUGAGUGACAUUUUCCAAAGCAUUGGUCUCUGUUUCUCCUGUAAGUGCUGAGUUCUUCCCUCUCAUGACUCAGUGAGAAAUGAGAUAUUUUUAGAAUAUUAUUCCCUAUUGUAUAAGAUAUUUAAUUUUCACUUUAUUUAGAUUGGAUGCAUCACCACAGAAUCCAGCUGCUGAAGUGCAUGCUACUAGUGACUGUAUGCCCUCGCUCCAAGUUGGCAAUGUCCACUUCACUGACCUCAAGAUGCGAAUUGGGUUGUUGGGAACUUGCAAUGUUGGGUACAGUUACUUGAUGGCAUUCCCUGGUGGCAGGGUGCUCAUAUGUCCAAGGGUCGGUGCUUGCAGAGAAGCAAUGAGUCACUGUUAAAGUUGUAUGUGUCCAACUAGUUAACCACAAGUGGUAUAUGGUUUUCCUCCAUACUGUACUCAGGAGGAUGAGUGCAAUGCACACCUGUUUUAUGGUGAACCUUAACUUCUCACCAAGCCAUUCAUGAGAAGCUCCAAGUAUCUGCAAUUCCCCUAAUAAGGGUUCAACCUUACACUUGCCGUAGACCAGUUGGUGAUUAUUCUCCUGGGGAACAUGGAAGACAUAAGCAGAGUCUCUUUGGGGUUGGCAUGACUCAAGAUGAUUUUCCCAGUGGUAGUAGUUCAUAACCAGAUGUACCCUCUGUGUCAGACUCAAUAAUCCAAUAUCUGAGCUAGGUGGAUCUCAGUAUUCCAAAGGAAUGUGAAGACUGACUGGCCAUCCUGGCUUAUCAAUGGAAUUGAGGGCUGAGAAUUUUUCCCACUUGAGUCCAGAAAAGCCAAUGAAUACUCUUACAGUCCAGAUUGAAAAAGCAGUGGGAUGUUUAUCAAUAAUUCUUGCAUCAAUUAUGCUGUUCUUGACCAGCAUGAUUGUGUACACUGCGUGCACUUAAGCUUUGCUAACCAUUGGCUAUUCCUAGGCUCUCUAGACUUGAGUAAGUGGGAUGUAACUCUACAAGGCGAAAAUGUAUCCUCCAUAUCGGGCAAAUGGAAACUCCUAUUAUUGACUUGUCAGUGGUUUCUUAAACAUGGUGGAAUUACAAAUACAAGAAAAAUCAAAGUCAAAGCAAAAUCUUUUGCACAAUAGGUAACGGUUUCCUAAAAUGACCCUCCUUGUGUCUUUGACAAGUUGGCUGCUGGUAGUGGGAACUUAUACAAAUCAUGCUACGUUAACUUGGUUCCCCAAUCACUGGAUGUUUUACUGUGACAAAUUACUAGUUUUCUGAAAAACCAAUCACUGCUUGCAAUAGCUAAGACAUGUGCACAACACGUGUGCGAGACUCUGUGUUCAACUUAAUUUUAAAACCUGCUGUGUUGGUGCUUUAGGAAUUGAUCUUCUGUUUUCAAGUAUUUUGUAUAGACCUUUUUUCUAAUAAAAAAAGUUCAUUUCCGAUUCCAUUUAAUGUAUAAUCACUAAUCAAACUGCUCUUGCAGAAGCUGUUUAUAUUGUACAGUGUUCAAGCAGAACUAUUUGUUUAUGCAUGUGUUGCAUGAGCCCAAAGUAGCUGUCAGACUUUAGAAACUGUGAUGCUGAUUUGAAUCUGAACUUGGUACCCUGUUCUAAGAUCCCUGUUGCAAGACCUUUGUGUGAUUUAAUUACAAAAUAAAUACCAUGGCAUUGUAGUGGGGGAGGGCUGGAAAAGACCCUUUUUAUGAAAAUUAUGCAUAAUUAGUCAGACUAUUUUAACAAGUUUGAGUUUAGAAAUGCUUUUAUUUAUUGCUUUCCAGAAAAAAAAGCUUUUGUUCUAGAUGCAAAAAGUAUUUUUAUGUAAAUAUAAUAAAGCUAUGUAAUCAUGUGUUUAUACUUGCUAGUUAGGAUCUAGCAAGGUGUACAUUAAAUAUAUGAACAGUAACAAGCAACACUCUUUCUAAUAGCUUUUAAUAAAAGCUGUCAUAACUAAAGCUUGAUUAAGAUCCAUUUUCAAGGGAGCAACCCUGCACACUGAUUAAUUUCCUACUCUGAGCUGUUGGACAGUAACCUGUUUGAACAGAAUGCUUCAGUGUAUGAUCUUAUGUAGUGGUACCACCUUCAUAGCUGUUUCCUUGCAUCCUAAUGCAGAUAAAAAUAAAAGUACCUGAAGCAGUAUUAAAAGACAAAGAUAGCAUAUAUUUGUUACAGUGCAAUUUGAACAAAAAAUGCAAAAUGUUGCUUAUUUUAUACAACAAAAAUUGAGUAGUCUAUUUUUAUAGCUAAACUGAAUUUAAUUGAAUUUUUGAUGUGGACCAAAUUAGUAACCUAGCCCUAAAGCCGUAACUAGCAUACUACUUGUAACUGUAUUGAUCACGAGCUUCUUUUAGACCUGUUGGUCAAUGAUGGGUAGAAACAGAAUUAUUUAAAAGGAUAAUAUCUCCUUUAAAAGGGAUUUUUUAAAACUUUUAUUUUGUUUAAUGUGAUCCCAGUGAUUAGGGGAAUGCAGAAAGAGAGUUGAGGCUGGAUUCAUGUACCAUAAAAUAAGACUGACUGCCUGUUGCAAUACAGAUACUAAACAGUGUGCAUUGAUUGGUUAAUGAGCCCAAGAAUUGACUAGGCUAAACUGAGGUCAGUUUCUUACCUAAAUUUGAAAUGUAUUGGGCAUCACUUGUACACACUACAAGGUUAAUUAUACUUUGGACUAUUUCAUCUGUUUUCUGAGCAGUUAUGUCUCUAUGCACAGUAAUACCUUCAUAUUUAAUUGUAUUAUGUUUAAAAUUGCUUACAUUUGAAAUUUUUGUAAUUUUUUUCCACUAAUGUACUCAAUAUUCAGUAAAAAAAUAUUUACAAAAUUUGCUAAUAUGACCAUAAAAUAACUGAUGCAUUAAACUUCUGACACACCACAAAUCUAAUUGGAAGCACACUGCAGAUCUAAUUGGGAGCAAUCCAAAGAACUUUUAAAUUGAGACAGUAGUACCAGUAUUAAGAAACUUUCGCCAAGGUCCUAAAUGUUACAAGUGUGAUCUAAAGCCAUUUUUAUAAAUGAAAUAAAAGUAUAAAAAUGCAACGAUAAACCACCUUUCUUCCUGUAAAGCUUUAUUUUUCUUGACACUUGUUAAAUACAUAGAUACAAUGGUUAACAAUGGCAGAGUUUGCCAGUUGAGCAUGUUCUGUGUCUUAACAUAACCUCAUCAAUGACUAAGCUACAUGGGCAUGAACCUAAGAUUAUUUCUGCAAGAAUCAUUGAUGGAGUUUCAGUGCACAGUGCUACUUUGUGGCAGUCCUUGUCUGUACUACUAUCAGAAAUUAUUUGCUAUUCUUGUUUCCUGUCACAUGUACAAAUUCACAGCAAUAAACAUUUUUGAUUA
Messenger RNA from Carcharodon carcharias (great white shark), 8907 nucleotides. It is a transcript of the gene ric1, whose product is annotated as RIC1 homolog, RAB6A GEF complex partner 1. NCBI's taxonomy places the organism in Eukaryota, Metazoa, Chordata, Chondrichthyes, Lamniformes, Lamnidae. Bases 269 to 4534 code for a protein of 1421 amino acids. Gene Ontology annotation, molecular function: protein binding. The record is from RefSeq and is a predicted model, not a curated record. Gene Ontology annotation, biological process: retrograde transport, endosome to Golgi; intracellular protein transport. Gene Ontology annotation, cellular component: Golgi membrane; cytosol; Ric1-Rgp1 guanyl-nucleotide exchange factor complex. The transcript is spliced from 26 exons.